AUGUCAAGUUUGGAGGAGCCUCUUGGCCAUGACAAGCUACCAAGCAUGAGUACCAUGGACAGAGUUCAGAGGUUUUCAUCUGGUUGUUGCCGUCCACAAGUAGAUAAUUUGGGUAUGGGAAACUGCUUUAUUGAAGGACGAAGUUGCAGCACAUCUAAUAGCUGCAAUGAAGACAAUGAGGAUUACACAGCAGAAACAUACCCUUGGAAAAGGCAAACAAGAGACAUGUCCCGAGGUGACUCUUUCAGUCCAAGGACCAUGACAACAGGGAGAAACACGUUGAAAUCUGGAAUCGUUGACAAUUCAUUUUAUACCUCAGAUUACCAGUAUAGUCAAAAGCGUAAUAACAAAGACAUGCAAGAUAUGGCAUAUAAGUUUAUGAAAGGUAUGCCUGAGUUUGUUAAGAUAGUUGAAGUUGGACCAAGGGAUGGAUUACAAAAUGAGAAGAACAUUGUACCAACAGAUGUAAAGAUUGAAUUGAUUCAUAGACUAGCAUCUACUGGGUUAUCUGUCAUUGAGGCUACUAGUUUUGUAUCUCCCAAAUGGGUCCCACAGUUGGCUGAUGCAAAAGAUGUGAUGCAAGCAGUUCAUAACCUGAGAGGCAUCAGAUUGCCAGUUCUGACUCCUAAUUUAAAGGGGUUUGAAGCUGCCGUUGCUGCUGGAGCUAGAGAAGUAGCUGUUUUUGCAUCAGCUUCUGAAUCUUUCUCAAAAUCAAACAUUAAUUGUAGUAUUGAAGAGAGUCUUUCCCGCUAUCGAGCUGUCACUCGUGCUGCCAAAGAGCUCUCAAUUCCAGUUCGAGGGUAUGUAUCAUGCGUUGUUGGAUGCCCAGUUGAAGGACCAGUUCCUCCAUCAAAAGUAGCUUAUGUAGCUAAAGCACUAUAUGAUAUGGGUUGUUUCGAAAUCUCACUUGGUGACACAAUUGGGGUAGGCACACCAGGCACCGUAGUUCCAAUGCUUUUGGCUGUAAUGGCUAUUGUACCAACAGAAAAGCUUGCUGUCCACUUCCAUGACACAUAUGGGCAAUCCCUUCCAAAUAUUCUUGUCUCCCUCCAAAUGGGAAUAAGUGCAGUGGAUUCUUCAGUUGCUGGUCUUGGUGGCUGUCCAUAUGCUAAGGGGGCAUCAGGAAAUGUAGCGACGGAAGAUGUUGUGUACAUGCUGAAUGGACUUGGUAUCAAAACCAAUGUUGAUAUUGGAAAGCUCAUGUCAGCUGGCGACUUCAUCGGCAAGCAGUUGGGGCGCCCUUCUGGCUCAAAGACUGCCAUUGCCCUUAACCGAGUCACUGCUGAUGCUUCCAAGAUAUGAUAACAUCUAUAUAUAGAUUUAUAUAUUGUACCAUAAUAUACAUCCAGGUGAUUCAACCAAUGGGAUAUCAUUCUAUAUGUUUCAUGUGUAUUUUAUUUUUUUCAGAGUUAUAGAAGAACAAAAUGUCCACUCACGUUGAUGAGUUAGGAAAUAGUAAUGCAUAUAAUGUGCCAAUAGCAAAUGCAAGCUUCUCAUUUUGAGUCAAAGCUUGCAAUUUUUAUACAACCAUCCAUCAUGCACUAAGUUGUGUAUGAUGUAUAGUUAGCUAGAUGACUCAAUAUGAACUCUAAAUAUAGAGCAAAGAAAAUAUUAUAUAUAAUUUUAAAGGUAUUCUGUAAAGUGGAGAUUGAUAAAUUUUAUCUCCAUUUUGAAGGUAUUCUGGAAAGUGGAGAUUGAUAAAUUUUAUCUUUUUGCAA
Messenger RNA from Medicago truncatula (barrel medic), 1718 nucleotides. RefSeq names its product hydroxymethylglutaryl-CoA lyase, mitochondrial. Bases 1 to 1302 code for a protein of 433 amino acids. Gene Ontology annotation, cellular component: mitochondrion. The transcript has 8 exons. Gene Ontology annotation, biological process: L-leucine catabolic process; ketone body biosynthetic process. Gene Ontology annotation, molecular function: hydroxymethylglutaryl-CoA lyase activity. The record is from RefSeq and is a predicted model, not a curated record. Lineage: Eukaryota; Viridiplantae; Streptophyta; Magnoliopsida; Fabales; Fabaceae.